This is a messenger RNA of Chrysoperla carnea, 4172 nucleotides long. RefSeq names its product neuroligin-4, Y-linked (gene Nlg3). Gene Ontology annotation, molecular function: neurexin family protein binding; signaling receptor activity. The record is from RefSeq and is a predicted model, not a curated record. The coding region runs from base 1 to 2880 and encodes 959 amino acids. Gene Ontology annotation, cellular component: postsynaptic membrane; synapse; cell surface. NCBI's taxonomy places the organism in Eukaryota, Metazoa, Arthropoda, Insecta, Neuroptera, Chrysopidae. The transcript has 8 exons. Gene Ontology annotation, biological process: modulation of chemical synaptic transmission; presynaptic membrane assembly; neuron cell-cell adhesion.
AUGGUUUACUGUGAUGUAAUAAUUAGUGAUCGGAAUAUUGCCGCGGGUGUUGUGAGUGCAGCGGGUUCUAGUGAUAGUUUAGGUGGAUCAAGUGCUGUUGUUGGUAGUCAAUCACAAAGUACAGGAAGUGCAGGAAAUAGUGGAGGUGGUGGUGGUGGUGGAACACCAUCUAUUUUAACAUCACGUACCGUACGUACCAAAUAUGGUGAUGUUAGUGGCAUUAUUGUCAGUUUAGAUUCAAGACAUUUAGAGCCGGUUGAAGUGUUCCGUGGUAUACCAUAUGCAAUGCCACCAACCGGGAAUUUACGUUUUAUGCCACCCGUAACGGGUGCAUUAUGGUCUGGUGUUAAGUUAGCUGAUAAAUUUAGUCCGGUAUGUCCACAACGAUUGCCUGAUAUACGUAAUGAAACGGCUGCGUUGAAACGUAUGUCCCGCGGGCGUUUAGAAUAUUUAAAGCGUUUAUUACCAUAUUUACAAAAUCAAUCGGAAGACUGUUUAUAUUUGAAUAUUUAUGCGCCUGUUCAAGCGGGUACACGUGAAGGCGGUGGAUCAAAUAAUUUCCGUCGUUAUCCAGUAAUGGUAUUUAUACAUGGUGAAUCAUAUGAAUGGAAUUCUGGGAAUCCAUAUGAUGGAAGUGUUUUAGCUUCAUAUGGUGGCGUUGUUGUAGUUACAAUUAAUUAUCGUUUAGGUGUAUUAGGAUUUCUCAAUGCCAACACAGAUACAUAUACAAGAUCACCAGCAAAUUAUGGUCUUAUGGAUCAAAUAGCUGCAUUACAUUGGCUACAGGAGAAUAUUGCCGUAUUUGGUGGAGAUCCAACAAAUGUAACAAUUGUCGGCCAUGGAACGGGUAGUGCUUGUGUCAAUUUUUUAAUUACCUCCAGUGCUGUACCCGAUGGUUUACUAUUUCAUCGGGCUAUAUUAAUGUCUGGUUCAGCUUUUUCGCCGUGGGCAUUAGUUCAAGAGCCGGCUAGAUAUGCAGCACAAGUGGCACAACAUGCGAAUUGUUCACCAGAGUUACCACAUUCACAUCUGAUGAAAUGUUUACGAGAACGACCAUUAGAUGUGCUGCUAUCAACGCCAGUCAGAGCACCGGAUUUUGCCUUUGCAUUUGGACCAAGUGUAGAUGGUGUAGUCAUAGAUACAGGUGAACCCUCAUCACAACUGCAAGAAAGUCAAAAUUACGAUCAAUCGAAUAACGUAAAUAAAAAAGAACUAAUACCAAAUGCAAUAACAACGUUAAACAACGUACUGCUAAGGAAAACCGCAAUAUCAAAGCUAACACGUUACGAUUUAAUGUUGGGCAUUGUAAAGGCUGAAGCAUACUUUGCAUUUAAUGGUGAAGAUGUACAAUAUGGUAUUGAAGCUGAUCGACGAUCGAAAAUUUUACGAACAUUUGUACGAAAUACAUUCAGCUAUCAUCUAUCGGAAAUAUUAGCAACAAUUGUUAACGAAUACACGGAUUGGGAACGACCUGUCCAACAUCCGAUAAAUAUCAGAGAUGAAACAUUAGAAGCAUUAUCGGAUGCACAAUAUGUUGCGCCGGUUGUACAAACAGCGGAUUUACAUUCGGCGGAACGAAGGAAUUCAUAUUUGUAUGUUUUUGAUUAUCAAACAAAAUUUGGAGAUUAUCCACAGAGACAAGGUUGUAUACAUGGCGAAGAACUUCCAUACAUAUUUGGUGCACCAUUAGUUGGUGGUAUGUCACAUUUCAUACGAAAUUACACAAAAUCUGAGGUACUUUUAGCUGAAGCAACUAUGAUCUAUUGGAGUAAUUUUGCUAGAACUGGAAAUCCUAAUGAGCCACAAGAGACUGAAUCAGCACACGGACGUCAAGAGAGAAACCGGUUUAAGAAUAUCGAAUGGACCGCUUAUGAAGCUGUUCAUAAGAAAUAUUUAAAUUUAGAUACAAAACCAAGAUUAAAAAAUCAUUACCGCGCACAUCGCCUAUCAUUCUGGUUAAAUCUAGUACCAGAUUUACAUCGACCUGGCGGUGAUGAUGUACCAAACUCACACCAUGCAUUGGACGAAGAUGAUAUUAUACCAACACCGAAAAUUCCACCAUUAGCACCUCGCAAACUUAGUCCAACAGAUCUACCGGCAGGCGGCAGUAAUAUAGAUUACACCAAAACAACCUUAUUAGGUUCAUCCCUCGGUGGAAUAUUAAAUUUAACAGGGCAACAUAUUGUGACCACAACAACGGCUGAGAGUAGUAUUAAUAGUGGUUUUGAAACAAGCGAUGACACCGAUUUUGGUUUAUCCACAACACAAAAUUCCAUUGAAGAUGGUUUCGCUGCAUAUUCCACAGCGUUAAGUGUCGUUAUUGCAAUCGGAUGUUCUUUACUAAUAUUAAAUGUGUUAGUAUUCGCUGGUGUGUAUUAUCAACGGGAUAAAUCUCGAUUACAUCAUCACGAACAUAACGGAAAUGGUGGGAAUCCUCCAGGAGUGAUUGGUUCAAACACAAAAAAACGUAAUGAAAAUGGACAAAUCCCGAAUAACAUUUGUGGUGACUUGGAAACAAGUAUUGUUACACUAAAAACGGAUCCAGCGACAAUAUUAAGUCAUCACCAUUCACAUCACACGCAUCAUCAAUUACCCCCACCAGAAUUUGCUGAUUUACCACAAAAUAAUGUAACAUUACCACGUCAUCCACCCCCACCACCGAAGGUUACCAAACCAGUUGGUGCACAUCAUGUGAACACGCUAACGAAUCAACAGCAUCAACAGAAACAAGCGGAAAAUCAACCGUUAUUAUCAGCGCACAGUAUACAAAUGAUAAAUACUGGAACGUUAACCAAAAAAAAUACACAAUUAAAUGCAAAACAAAUGAAUAGUGGGUCACAACAGGUGGGCGGGAAUACAAUGGAAGAGUUAAGAGUGUGACACGAAAGUACUGAAUCCAUGAUUAUACUUUGAUGAUGAGAUCAUCAACUUUGAAGAUCAAUGCGAAGCAUCAUCAAGCGUUACCAAGAAACUUAAACUUAAAAAUAUAUUUAAACUUUACUAUUCUUAUAUAUAUUUUUUAUACUUAAUAUGAUCGGGGAUAUAUAUGGAUGGAACUGCAGGACAGUUUGAUUUGACGGAAGGUCAAAUAGAAGAAAAAAUAAUCUCCCUCCAUGACUGUAUAAAGUUACAUACAAAUUAAGUCAGUGAUUCUCGAGAAAAUAUUGUGUAAAACCUCUUCGAAUAGCAAGAAAUUCUAAUUUAUCUCGAUUAAGAGUAAUUUCGAAAAGAAGUUUAUGAAGAAUCUAAGAUAUGUUGUUGCGUGUAAAAUAACAGAUGGCGUGGUAAAUCGACUAAACUCAUUUUUUUCGUGGUUCUAAGAGAAAUCUUGUUACUGGGAAACCUUAAAGAUUAAUGAAUCGACCAAAAAAGGCUUGCUUCGAUCGAUGCAAUACUUUUAAGGAUAAACACAGGCCUUAUCAAAUGGGGAUUAACUGUACAAGAAAACCUAAAGAAGUUUUUCAAGAGAAACGAUAAUAUUACCAAAAAUAUGUGGGAAGUGAAAUAGCUCUCUUUAAAAAUAUAUCCCGUAAACCAAGAAAUAUAACAACCUCCUCCUUGAGUGCCUUCGAGUGCUCCCACCAUAGCAAGUUUAAAACGAUUUUACGUUCAAAAGUAAAACGAAAGUGGAAAGAUUUAAAAAAAAAGAUACUGUGUAAAAUACAACGAUGCAAGUUCAAUUAAAGCGGCCUAAGCAUUUUUCAUAUAAUUUAAUAGAUUAUUUUAUGCAGACCUCGCAUUAAAAAGUUCAAUUCGAAGUCAGAGAUCCUUCGUACAGGCAGCUUUCACCUAAAUAGACCAAAGUUCCAAGUCAUAGGCAGGUCGGAUUAACCAUUAAACCCCGCAUGCUGUCAGUUGAUGAAAUACUUCCUUACUUACAUUACAGAACCAUCUAUUAACGAGUAGUAAAACUAAUAAUAGGUUGCAUUCUCACGUUACGUUACAUAUUUCAUCUAAUUUUAAGUACAAAGGAUUUAAUAAUAUCUCAAUUAUACAAAGCAGGCAAUAAUUUAACGAUAAUGAUCAAUGGUUCGCUAAAUAUCUUGAGAUAUCUUUGGAAUCGAAUGUUUUUUCUCCGCCCAAAAGCUUGAACACUUGAAUUUUACUUCUGAUCUAAAACGUUUUGAACGCACCAAUAAAAAAAAAAAAAGCAUCCCCGCUCAUAGGUUUAU